GAAGAAGAUGCCCCCAAAAUAACAAACAAAACGUAACUCCCGAGCGAAAUAACUUUAAAUCGAGGUAAAAUACGUACUUUGCGAGAAUGGCGGAUGCCAAUACGCAAGGAGCAGGUAAACUGCCGGCAAUUACGAAGAGGGUGCAGAAUCUAGGUGAUUUGGGCAUUUGGCAGAGAUCCCGCGCCUACCACGAUUUAAUUGGCUACAUAAAUGGUACCAGCUCGGCUAUUCAGGGGAUCAAGACCACCGACGAGGUGCCCGAAUCGGAGAUGCUCAAGAAACUAGUGCGCCUCUUUGAUUCGCUGGAGAAGUUGGUGGAGCAACAUCCUCCGCUGGAGCAGCCCCAGCGAUUUGGGAACAAGGCCUACAGGGAUUGGGCCCAGGAGAUGCGCGAGCAGUUGCCCGAGCUCCUGGAGCAGCUGCUGCCGGCGGCCAAAAAGAGAUACCAGAGCGAACUGGAGCAGUACCUUGUGGAGUCCUUUGGCAAUGCCACCCGGAUUGACUACGGCACCGGGCACGAGCUGUCCUUCCUAUUCUUCCUCUGCUCCCUGUUCAAGGCCGAAAUCCUGCAGGAACAGGACAUCGUCAGUGCCGCCCUGAGGCUGUUCAAUCGCUAUCUGGAGUUUGUACGGCAGCUGCAGCGCACCUACAACAUGGAACCCGCUGGAAGUCAAGGAGUCUGGUCCCUGGACGACUUUCAGUUUGUUCCUUUCAUCUGGGGCAGUGCGCAGCUGGCAGUCAAAAGCCCCUUUGAUCCUUCAAAGUUCGUGGACGAGCAGAUCAUCAGUGACUUCAAGGACCACUUCAUGUUCAUCAGCUGCAUCGACUAUAUCUGCAAGGUGAAGACUGGUCACUUUGGCGAGCACUCCAACCAGCUGUGGAGCAUCACGGAUGUGCCCUCGUGGGUCAAGAUCAACGCGGGCCUGGUGAAAAUGUACCAAAAGGAGAUACUCUCCAAGUUUCCCGUGAUCCAGCACGUCUACUUCGGCGAACUGAUGGCCUUCGAGCCGGUGUCACCUGGCACAACCAUCUCCAAUGCUCGACUGGGACACGUGGCUCCGCCGCCGUCCAAACGCAUCUGCAUUGGCACUCCCAAUUUGUUGCCACCGGCUCCCGUUUCCGUGGCUCCUUCUCCGCCCGCCGAAUCUCUGAGCAGUGAUCUCAAUGUGGGCGAUUCGAGCAGCGAGAGCAGUGACAGCAGCGUGGUGCUACGUCCAUCGACAUCGUCGGCUUUGCUGGUGGCUGCCGCCGAAGGAUCGGGUGAUAAGCCGAGAACCGAGGGAGAAGCCACCAAGGCUGAGUAG
Messenger RNA from Drosophila takahashii, 1304 nucleotides. It is a transcript of the gene Ptpa, whose product is annotated as Phosphotyrosyl phosphatase activator. Lineage: Eukaryota; Metazoa; Arthropoda; Insecta; Diptera; Drosophilidae. The record is from RefSeq and is a predicted model, not a curated record. Gene Ontology annotation, cellular component: cytoplasm; protein phosphatase type 2A complex; nucleus. Gene Ontology annotation, molecular function: peptidyl-prolyl cis-trans isomerase activity; protein tyrosine phosphatase activator activity. Gene Ontology annotation, biological process: mitotic spindle organization.